Molecule: messenger RNA, 948 nt
Organism: Beta vulgaris subsp. vulgaris (sugar beet)
Lineage: Eukaryota; Viridiplantae; Streptophyta; Magnoliopsida; Caryophyllales; Amaranthaceae
Product: peroxidase 5
Exons: 4
Coding region: 1-948 (315 amino acids)
Biological process (GO): response to oxidative stress; hydrogen peroxide catabolic process
Cellular component (GO): plant-type cell wall; plasmodesma
Molecular function (GO): peroxidase activity; heme binding
Source: RefSeq, a predicted model, not a curated record
AUGGUAUGUUUCUUAAGCUAUCACAAUGAAGCAACACUACAAGUAGGAUUCUAUCGUGACAAGUGUCCGUUCGCCGAAGCUAUAAUCAAAGACGAGGUUACAAAAUCCUUCCUUAAAGAUCAAGGGAUUGCUCCUGGCAUCACUAGGCUGCAAUUCCAUGAUUGUUUCGUCAGGGGUUGUGAUGGAUCAAUCCUUAUAGAUUCAACCCCAACAAAUCAAGCUGAGAAGGAUGGUCCUCCCAACGGAAUCACAGUACGAGGUUUUAACGUGCUCGACAAUGCUAAGGCUAGAAUUGAAGCAGUGUGUAACGGAGUUGUGUCGUGUGCUGAUAUUCUUGCAUAUGCUACAAGGGACUCUGUUGUACUUACAAAAGGACUGUACUGGGAUGUACCAGCAGGAAGAAGAGAUGGAAGGAUUUCAAGAGCAUCAGAAACUUCAGAUAUCCCUACUGCUUUUUUCAACCUUGAUCAAAUCACUCAAUCUUUUGCAAAGAAAGGUUUAACACAGUCUGACAUGGUUGCUCUGUCUGGAGCACAUACAAUUGGUCGGUCACACUGUUUUUCAUUCACUGACAGACUUUACAGAUUUGACACAAAGAUGAUGCAGGACCCUAAUUUGAACCCAUAUUAUGCACAGUUUCUGAAGCUAAAAUGUCCUAGAGAUGUGCACGGAGUACUGAACCAAACAUUGGUUGUUUUCAUGAACCAAAGUCCUCUUCUUAUGGACCAGAGCUACUAUGGAAAUCUUCUCAAACAUGCUGGUUUAUUUAUGUCAGAUCAGGUGCUCCUAGACAGCCAGAAGACUGCACAACAGGCGGCAAUUUACGCAGCAAAUGGUUUGAUUUGGCAGGCGGAUUUUGUUAAAGCUAUGAUUAAGAUGAGCCAGAUUCAAGUUCUGACUGGAGAACAAGGCGAGAUUCGAGCUAAUUGUAGGGUGAUCAACCCAUAA